Messenger RNA from Botrytis byssoidea, 354 nucleotides. RefSeq lists its product as uncharacterized. Lineage: Eukaryota; Fungi; Ascomycota; Leotiomycetes; Helotiales; Sclerotiniaceae. The transcript is spliced from 2 exons. The record is from RefSeq and is a predicted model, not a curated record. Bases 1 to 354 code for a protein of 117 amino acids.
AUGUCCACCUCCUCGAACUCUCAAACACGCUACAAGCUUGUCUAUCGUGUCCUCCCAUCUCACCUCUCCGCAACAAAAGAUGCCAUAUUCGCUGUGGGUGGUGGAGUGUACGCCGGUGGAAAAUACAUAAAAGUUUGUUUUGAAAUUCCCGGAUUCGGACAGUUUUUACCAGUAGCAGAGAAGGGAGCUGUGCCUCACACAGGGCAAGUAGGCGUCUUGGAACGAACAGAGGAGGUCUUGGUGCAUAUUUUGUGCACCGGGGAGGAAGUUACAAGGAAAGCAGUUGAGGCAUUGAAGAGGACACACCCGUACGAAGAAGUGAGUUAUGAGGUUUAUAAACUAGAGGACUUUUGA